AUGACCAGUGAUGAGACUGGUAACCAGCUUGCUGGAUUGGACAAUGCAUCAGACGAAAACUCUGCCUACGCAACUCUACCAUCUAACCCAUUAGAGAGCACAAAUAAAGCCAACAAAGUGAAACGAUCUCCCUUUCAUAAUCUGCAAGGGGAUCAAAAUUGGUUAUCUUUGGUAUCCGCGGCUACUUUAAAUAUUUUUAAAGACAAGGACGAUUGGAGAGAGGUCAGCAAUACUACGUUGUUAUCUCCCGAAGAAUCAAUAAGCAAUUACUCCUCGUGGAAGGAUAUGAAGAUAUCUAACCCGGAUGAAGAACAAAAUUGCGAGAAAAUAAAAGAGCGUUCCAAAGAGCCUCCUAUUAAAAUUGAAGCCAGCGACACGGCUGCCGUUGAUAAGAAUCACGCGGAUAUAUCGACUGAUUCACACGUCAAAACCGAACUUGUUGGAUCUGAAGAAACGAUCACUUCUUCGGCAUCUCCAAAACAACUAGUAUCCACGCCCGCAUCGACAUCAUCGAUACCAGCAAAAAGACAAACCUCAUCACCGGCUGCAGGGAAAUCUUCCAAUGAAAAAAAGCAAAAGGUGAAAAAGAAUCCGACAGAGAAGAAAAAGGGCAAUAACAGAAACAAAGGCCCAAUUGACUUGGACAGACAAUGCGGUGUUUUAAUGCAACCAAAUAACACACCUUGCACGAGAUCUCUUACUUGUAAGAGCCAUUCAAUGUCAUUGAAGCGUGGCGUUGCAGGUCGCUCAAGGAUGUUUGACGACUUGCUUCAGGCAUAUCAAAAGAAAUCUAUUGGGCGUCCGUUAACCGGCAACCAAGCUAAUUCGAAAUCGGAUAAUAAAAAAGAUGGUAAACCGGACGCGGAAGUGGUGGAGGAAAUUGUGAAUUCGGAAGAAGAAGUCGACGCGGUAAUAGAGGCGAUCAUGUCGAAAGAUACACCGCCACAUGAACAUAUUUUCACAAAAAUAAGCAAUAUAGAUGUCGAUGAAUUAUCAAACGACGACCCACUAUGUAUUGGAGUAAUCGAUCUUAGUUCAGACAAAUAUAAUAAUAAUAUUCCGGAGAGUGAUUACGAAUCUCUUGUUGGUGAGAAGGCUAAUAUAAGAAAUUUGAGCAAAGAUGUCGUGGUAAAGAAUAUAUGUAACGAUUUUAUAUCAAAGAGGAACGACGUUCAGAAAUUGCGGAAAUUUGUAUUGCCUUCGAGGGACGUAGUGACGCACGAUCAAUGGGUUGAGGACGAUCACAUUAAGGAACGCAUAGCACGCGGAAUUACCGAUGUUCUUUUGCAAGAAAUUAAGUUGAAUGCCCUCCGAAGAGUUUCCAGAGGUUCAGAAAACACACUAGUGGAAAUUAUCGUUCGUUUGAUAGAUAUGGCUAUGCAUCACUUACCUGUGGAUUAUGAGGUCGAAGUUACUAGGGCCGAACGUCAAAGUACAGCUAGUAAAAAUCGCAAAGCUCAGCAAAAAAGUGGAUCAAGAGGGGAUAAACCCGAUCUCAUGUUCCGUGCUCACCUUCGUCAAAAAUGGGAAGAAAUUGUGUUCUUCGAAAGUGGAAAGUGGGAUGCCAAUGAAGAUAAGAUUUGCCACGACCAUAAUAAAUUAGUGCAACUCUGUUUGGACGGAUCUAAAGAGCUUGUGAAAAAAUGUUCAAAAGAAACCUUUUACCAAAGUUAUAUAGGGUUUAGUGUUAAUAUUGCAGCGAAAAUACCUUUGGGUAAAGAAUCGGUUGAGGAAGUAGAAGAGUUUGUUCAUGCCCUAUUGACUUUGCGACAGUCGAAUGACGAUACAUCUUCCAGAGAAGGAUGUGAAGGCAGUCGCAACCGCAACCACCAAAAGAGUGGAAGUUAUCAAGCAAACAAAUUCCAGAAAGUAUAUGUACUCCCGAAAUUUGCCCUCAAGAUACACAAGUUACGACGACCCUCGCCACUCUCUUUUAAUCGAUACAUCUUCCAGAGUACGCGACUCCAUAAGUCUUGGACAGGUUAUGCCAGUCGGUUGACAUAG
Paraglomus occultum is the source of this 2004-nucleotide messenger RNA. Lineage: Eukaryota; Fungi; Glomeromycota; Glomeromycetes; Paraglomerales; Paraglomeraceae. The record is from the annotation of a GenBank genome assembly.